Molecule: messenger RNA, 1137 nt
Organism: Letharia lupina
Lineage: Eukaryota; Fungi; Ascomycota; Lecanoromycetes; Lecanorales; Parmeliaceae
Exons: 5
Coding region: 1-1137 (378 amino acids)
Source: RefSeq, a predicted model, not a curated record
AUGCCUGUUGGGAUGUUUAUGAUUUGCUACGGACCGAGGAGCAACGCCACCAGUUCACUGAUCACCCAGCAUGAUCAGAAUAUCAAGAAGCUUGGCUCAAGCAUUUUUUGGAUUGGAGAAGGGACUGGAUUCGCAAGACAGAACGAUAAGAGGAUCUGCCGUCAAGAUACCUUGGCAAAAGUCAUGUGGUCGAACAAGGAUAUUGUAGGAGUACUGGAUCCAGGAUCCGAAAUGCUACGCGAAGUGCAAAAGGGCUUCCAUAUCAUCCUCCGGCUAAGGAAGGAUGAAAGAACCGAGAUCUCUAUCACGUGCUUCUUUGAAGAAGCUCCCGUGACUGCGAUUGGAGAGGUUGUGCCGCUGCACUCCGCAGAGAUCAAGGGCUAUAGUUGCGAUGGCAUUCAUGCAAAUCAUACGGACAUGACGAAGUUUCCAAACCGAAAAGAUCGCGGGUACGACGCGAUUCUAGGUGAACUUCUGCGCUGGAAGAAGACAGCCCAUAGAGUGACUAUGAUUGAGCCUCAUUCAGCAAGGUACUGGGGAAUUUUCUGGCUUGAUGGGAGGAGUGUCACAACAGCCGAGCAGGGGAUCAUCGAUAUCGGGCGCCAGUGCGGUAUAGCAGAAUCCAAUAGCACAAGUGUGAAAUCAUGGCUAGCCUGCAAGAUUCAGCGGUGGCUUCUGAUCAUCGACAAUGCCGACAACACGGACAUCGAUUACUCGAAAUACAUGUUAUUCAGCAAGAGAGGCGAUAUUCUACUCACUACACGCAACUCAGAGUGUGCUGCAUACGAGACUGUGGGAAGCAAACUAUUCGACUGCUGUGAGCCUGAGCUUGCUCGGGAACUUUUAUCCAAGGUUACUUACAUACCAGAGAGUCGGUGGAAGGAGAAAGAGAAAGCUGCUGUGACCGUCAUCCAAAACUCUGGCUCGCAUACGCUGGCAAUAGUCCAAGCUGGCGCGUUUGUCAGGAAAGAUUUAUGUUCUCUCGAAGAGCACCCAAUCAUCUUCCAAAAGCAGAACGAACAGCUUCUAAGGUUUCACUCGGAAGCAAACACCCUGCAGCUGGAGUACCUCACCUGCAAGGAAUUCUGGCUGAAGGAAGACACAUCGGAGGACAUUAGGGAGAAAUUCUCGGAUUGA